GGCGGCGGCAGCGGGCGCGGCUGGGGCCGCCUCACAGCGGCUCCGCUCCGGCGGGUAAGCGGCCUCGGGGCUGCCGCUGUGCUCCCCGCUGUCCGCGGGGCCCCGCGCACCGGCGGCUGCGGAGGUGCCGGCGACAUUCCUCCUCCUGCUGCCGACAUUCCUCCUCCUGCUGCCGUCACCCCGCGCCUCGCCCGCCGCGGGUCAGGCCGCCCUGCCCGGCUGAGGGAGCGACGCGGACGACGAGCGGCUUCCCCGGGGAGGGACGCGCGAUCGGCCGCUCCCUCCGGACGAUCGUAUUUUCAGAAAGUGCUUCGAGGAGUCUUCCUUGUGUAGGAAAACCCCACAAGAAACACGACGCGCUUUCUUGGCAACUCCUGAGGCCAAGCUGUCAAGAUGGCAGAAAAUAAGGACAGUAAUGUUAAAAACGCAGACGUGAGACCCAAAAGCAGCCGGAGCAGGAGCGCAGACAGAAAGGAUGGUUACGUCUGGAGUGGAAAGAAGCUCUCCUGGUCAAAAAAGAGCGAGCACUGUCCUGAUGCUGAAACAGCAAGUGCUGCGGGAAGAUCAGGGACUAAUUUAAAGAGCCAAGAGAGGAAGUACAGCUGCUCGUCUAUCGAGCUGGAUCUAGACCGUUCGUGCGGUCACAGGUUUUUAGGGCGGUCUCUCAAACAGAAGCUGCAGGAUGCUGUGGGUCAGUGCUUUCCCAUAAAGAACUGUAGCAGUCGGCACGCCUCGGGGCCGCCAUCAAAAAGGAAAAUUCAUAUCAGUGAGUUGAUGCUGGAUAAGUGUCCUUUCCCUCCGCGCUCGGAGCUGGCUUUUCGCUGGCACUUGAUCAAAAGACAUACAGCCCCUGUAAAUCCAAAAGCAGAAGAGUGGAUAAUUGCUGAUUUAUCCCAGCGUGAGGAAACGGAGGGUCAGCUGCGAGACGGCGAGAUUGCCAAUGGGGAAGCAGAUUCCCCCUCCCAGUCCUGCGACUUGACCGACAGCGGUUCCUCCAGGGGUGAUUCGAGGUCUGAGUUGGUUACAGGGAAGGUGGUAAGGAGCGGUAGGGAUGAGAGCGACAUGGACUCCGAUGACGAAGUUAUAACGCUGUGCACAAGUUCUAGAAAAAGAAACAAGCCCAAAUGGGAAACGGAUGAUGAGCUCCUGCGGAUGGAAACGCCGCCGAAAUACCACACGCAGAUCGAUUACGUCCACUGCCUAGUGCCAGACCUCCUCCAGAUCAAUAACAACCCCUGCUACUGGGGAGUCAUGGAUAAAUACGCAGCUGAGGCAUUGCUGGAGGGAAAGCCAGAGGGAACGUUUUUGUUACGAGAUUCUGCCCAAGAAGACUAUUUGUUUUCCGUGAGCUUCAGGCGCUACAGCCGUUCCCUCCACGCGCGGAUAGAGCAGUGGAAUCACAACUUCAGCUUUGAUGCCCACGAUCCUUGUGUCUUCCAUUCUCCCGACAUCACGGGACUCCUCGAGCACUACAAAGAUCCCAGUUCCUGUAUGUUCUUUGAACCACUUUUAUCCACUCCGUUAAACAGGACUUUCCCUUUUUCCCUGCAACAUAUAUGUCGAACAGUUAUCUGCAACUGUACAACUUACGAUGGUAUCGAUGCGCUUCCCAUUCCCCCAUCGGUGAAGCUGUAUCUGAAGGAAUAUCAUUACAAGUCAAAAGUUAGAGUGCUCAGGAUUGAUGUACCAGAGCAGCAAAGCUAGGAAAUAUUUUUAUGAAACAAUGAAAUAGUCUCUAACAGACAAAUAGUGUGUUCAGUCUUUUUUUCCUUCUACUUUUCCUUUUUUUAGUAGCAAUUUGAUUUUUUCCCUGUUUCUGCAGAUUAUUACCACCUAAAUUAGCCUCCCUCUAGGGCUUUUUUAUCCAAAUGUACUUUUGAGUCUUCCCAGCUCUCUUUUUUUAGAAAUGAUAUUCAUUGUGGGCUUUUGGUACUGUUGCCAGACUAGAGUUUUUCAGCAUUUCAGGUAGGCUUUCUGGUAUUUCUAUAGAUGGAUAAUCUUUAGAUCUUAAAACCCUAAAAAUCAGUUUUGAACUCGAUCUGUCUUUUAUAUUGUAUUUACUGACAUGUUUGAAAUAAUUCACUGUUAACUCAAGAUUGACUUCUCUGUGUUUUCUGCAUUUGUUUUAAAAUGAGUGUGCUCUGGCCUCUGCGUGCAUGUGUGUCCGUCACAUCUAACAGAGUAAAUUCACCAGUCUAUUUCUAACACUACUAUUCCAAGCAAAAUCUAGUUUGAAAGAGGAGAUGAUCCUUCUAUAAAUACACCAGGAGAAGAAACACUAGGGAGGGGAAAAACAAUUCAAGUUAAGGAUGGUGCUCAGUACAGGGAACUAAUGUGUAUGAACUGGUCAUGGAAAGAUUUUGGUUGGAAGAGGAAAGCUCAUCUUUGUCAGAGCAGUGGGGCUCUGAAACAGCUUUUCAUUUUGUGUAAGAGCAGUAAAAAGCAAACUGCACAUAAACUGGGAUUUGAUCAGUGUCUAGAAGGGAUAACGAGAUAGUUACUUAUGAUAGAUGGGAGCUGGUAGCUCUAUUUCAAUGUUACUAUUUCAUUAUUCUCUAUGGCAGCUGCUGCUUCUGCACUGAUAAAACAUGGAGCGGGAGGGACAGGAGGAAGGUAUUUCCUUAAAAAUCUGUAUAUUAAAGUAUCUGAUCUCAACCUCGGGUUGAUCCUGAGGUGAUAAUGAAUAACUCUCCCACUUUGUUACUGGAGGAUUAUUUUUUUAAUAAGCCUAGGCUUUUUUUUAAAAAAAAACAAGGGUGUGGAUUUUUCUUGCAAGGUGAAGCAUUGGGUUGAAUGGCCUCCUGCCAAAUUCCAUGUACAGGAAAAUCGUGCAUGGAUAAUGCUCCUAAAAGCAUCACUUAACAUUACACGGAUAGGCAGAUCUGCUGCUGAAUUAUGGGUGAAAUCCCAGGGAGACUCAGCAGAUCUGGGUUCAGGCAAGAAACUCUCUUGCUUUCCAGGGUGCCUCGGGGCGCAGCUCCAGGCGGUGCAGGGGUGACCUGCACUGCUGUUGUCUUCACUUCAACGUGCUUGAUCUCCUCUCUACAAAACUGGGCCCAGAACUGCUCUGCUUCAAGUAUGUGAGAUGAUGGAACUGUAACUACAACAACCAUGCUGUUUCAUCUCCUUUGAUCACAGGGAGCUUUUGUAUCUUCUUGAAAUGCUUUUGAAACCGAGACCCCAAGCCUGCAGCAUUACAAAUGUGUUUCAUUUCAUGCACGCAAAAGGUCUUAUCACAAAUCAGUAAUCACUUGCCUUGGAGAGGUUAUGUUUAUGUGCAGGCUCGGAGUGGCAGAGCACACUGGGAUUGUAGACUAAGACUAAGCUAUAUUUUUACUUGAAUCUUUUCAUUUCACCUUGUACAGAGUCCUGUGGAAUUGUGGACAUGAGAUCCAUCUCACAAGCUUGGGUACUCAGGAAUUACCAAGGCAGCUUUGCUAUGCAGCUUUACCCGGGAGCUGCUACCCUGCCCUUGCUCCCGCCCGGAGCAGAGAAAACCCUUUCCACUAAACUGCUGUCACUGUGAUGAUGUAAACAGAUUUCCAGGGGCAUCUGCUUAGAGGCCAGCCCGUUGAUUUUCACUGUGUUUUAAAUAGGGUUUGAACCAAACUCUCCGGGGAGAAAACGCCGUAACCCAUCAAUCUAUUGCAUUGCACAUGAAUGAAUGCGCUACAGGACAGACUCUCAGCUGCUGUAACUCAGCGUGGCUUUAUUGAUACGCUUAUAACAGCUUAUACCAGCUGAGACUCUCUCUCCUCCAUAUGCAAAUGAUAAUUGGAUGACUGAUACCAGAAAAAUGACCUUUUUUUCCUGUAAUCUUUUCCUUGUGCUUCUUCCAUUCAACUCACUUUGCCUUUUGCAUAAACUGGAUUUCACCAACAACAGCUUUGUACUAGUAAACCUGUUUUUCCCUUAAUCACUGCCAUUUUUCAAAUAAAAAGAGACUGAGCAGCAGGGACCAUC
Molecule: messenger RNA, 3963 nt
Organism: Colius striatus (speckled mousebird)
Lineage: Eukaryota; Metazoa; Chordata; Aves; Coliiformes; Coliidae
Gene: SOCS4
Product: suppressor of cytokine signaling 4
Exons: 2
Coding region: 394-1704 (436 amino acids)
Biological process (GO): negative regulation of epidermal growth factor-activated receptor activity; positive regulation of proteasomal ubiquitin-dependent protein catabolic process; intracellular signal transduction
Cellular component (GO): phosphatidylinositol 3-kinase complex
Molecular function (GO): 1-phosphatidylinositol-3-kinase regulator activity
Source: RefSeq, a predicted model, not a curated record